Messenger RNA from Aedes albopictus (Asian tiger mosquito), 3163 nucleotides. RefSeq lists its product as uncharacterized. Gene Ontology annotation, biological process: proteolysis. The transcript has 7 exons. Gene Ontology annotation, molecular function: serine-type endopeptidase activity. Bases 301 to 2586 code for a protein of 761 amino acids. The record is from RefSeq and is a predicted model, not a curated record. NCBI's taxonomy places the organism in Eukaryota, Metazoa, Arthropoda, Insecta, Diptera, Culicidae.
UCUGAAGACACCGAGUUGAUUUGAUGCAAUCGCGCACUUUUAUUAGCGUUUUCGCACUCGUGAAAACUAGUGCGAUAGUCCAGUGGUGAACUAAAUGCGCUAUAUUUAAGUGUUUUACAACUUGUGCAACAGUCCAAUUUGGUGCGAAACGUACUGUAGGAACAAAUCCUUAGAUGCGUGGUUAAAAAUGACUCACCAAGGCAAUCUUCUGAUACGUCGUGGAUCGUGCGGAAAGAACCAGUGCGUGUAGAACGUUAGUCGCUUUCUGGUUUUGACGAAGAUCUGAUCGAGCCGAGAGAGAUGAACCAGUUGUUUGUGUGCUUCCUAGUUUUAUGUUUUCUGUGUUCGGUUCAGUUUUCCGAAGCAUCCUACCAAUGUGGAAUCAGACAACACGGAUUGCGUCCACUGAUCAAAGACGGUUGGCCGGUGGAAGAGGGUCAGUGGCCAUGGCAUGUGGCAGUGUUCAAUCGAUUGAAGAGUACUGAUCGGUUCAAGUAUGGCUGCGGGGGCACUUUGGUCAACGAAAAGCACACCCUGACGGCAGCUCAUUGCGUCAAACGUUUAGCCCGUGGCCAUCGACCACCAGUUUUGUACGAGAUUGAGCUUCAUUUUGGUCAGCAUAAUCUGUCGAAGGUAACCGAUAACGUUGUGAUUCGUGAUGUUAGUAAAAUACAUGUUCACCCGGAAUAUGAGUCAAAUAAGAAUGACAUCGCUGUGCUGGUAAUGCGAUUGCCAGUGGAAUACUCCGACACAGUCAUUCCGAUUUGUCUGGAUCAGAGGGUGGAUCGUGAUUUACGAGAGCUAGAAGGUAAAUCCGGAUGGGUCACAGGGUGGGGAAUGACGGAGAACGGAACCAUUUCGGAUGUGCUUCGUACGGCUUCGCUGCCCGUGGUUAGCUAUGUGACGUGUCUGAAGGACGACCCGAAUCUCUUCGGUAAAAGUUUGAAUGAAAAGGUGUUCUGCGCUGGAAAUAAGAUUGGAGCCAGUCCUGGACCGGGAGACAGUGGCGGCGGCAUGUACAUCAGUGACGGCGAUCGUUGGCAGCUCAGGGGAAUCGUUUCGUUUGGAAAGUUCAACGAAUUGAAACAGUCAAUUGAUGCCUCCAAGUACAUCGUAUUCGUUAACGUUCAAUGGUACUUAUCAUGGGUUAAAGAUAUUUUUGCGGAGAGCGAACCUCGUCUGGACAAGAGACAGAAACGAAUUAGCGAGCUAGAGUGCGAACGAUUCCAGCGACUCACGAGAAAACGACGCAACGGUGAUUGCCUCAAUAGAUAUAGACACGACGUGAUGAUAAUUGAACCGAGAGGCCUACAAAUGUGCAAUGGUGUCCUGGUAGAUGAGUCCCAUGUCAUUACCACUUGCAGCUGCGUUCGACCAGAAGGCAAUGCACUAUACUUGGAAGUAAAAGUGCGACUCGAGGCGUACGGCGAAGUGGCCAUUUCAGAAAUGGUAUGUCAUCCAAGGCAUACCGACCAUAACAUACGCCACGACUUAGCGAUUCUUAAACUGAAUGCAACGGUUUUCUUCAGUAAUACCCUAAUCCCAGCGUGUUUGGCGAACAACUGGACGGAGAAUCUGUACGACAUUCUUGUGCAAACGUCCUUCGUAACUGAAUCGAUGGACGAUCACAUGACCCUUGCUGAGACGGACGAGAACAGAAUAUCCCUGUAUGAAAAAUGCAUAUCUUUACGUAGACCUGGGUGGUUCAACAGGUCUGACUUCAUCGGAGAACUGUGCGUCAACAGUACUGAUCAGUUGCUGUACAAUGCCUAUUAUGACUUAAAAUUCAGUAAAUCAUCCGGCGCUGUGCUACAGACGUCCAACAGGCAAUCGUGUAUGUCCACUGUGGUGGGCCUGAAGGUUCAUAAUGAAGAUAGCAAUGAAUAUCCCAAACAGUAUUGGAUGGAAAUUUAUGCUCGAAUUGCCUACCAUUUGGACUGGAUUGAGCAGAGCAUCUGGAACGGGCAAUCCCAAGUGGAUCCAGAACUUCCUUUGCUGGGAGUAGAUGACAAAUGCGGAAUCUAUUACCAUGAAAUAGGGGUUGAGGAGUGGCCGUGGAGUGUGGCAAUUUUCCAUCGGAAUCAGAAUACCGGUGCGUUCAAACUAAUAUGUAGCGGUACCCUGAUCAGCAGGGAGCACGUUCUGACAACGGCACAGUGCGUACUGAAUCACACCACCGGAAGACCUUUGCCAGAGGACUCUUUUGAACUGCACUUCGGACUGAAUCGCUUGGAUCAUCGUAGUAUAAACGUGCAAAUGCGUAACGUCAGAGAAGUUCAUAUCUACCCGGACACUUCGGGUCACAACGUAGCGCUUCUGGUGACCAGCUGGCCGGUCAAGAAUACACCCUAUGUGACGUACAUCUGCAUUGUCCCGGGCAACGAUUCGGAGUAUUGGAAUUUUAAAACACAAUCUGCCUACAUCGCUGGCUGGCAAACAAUGGAAACUGGAAAAUCAAGCAAUGAACUAGACUCAUCAAACGUCUACAUUCUUGAACGCCAGGAGUGCUCCAAAGCCGGACUGAAGCUCUCUUCAAAUCAGUAUUGUGCCGUCUAUCGUAAUGGUGAGAUCGUUUCUCCUUAUUGAUUAUUGUGUUGUGUGUGUGUGCCGUGUGUGAGUUUAUUCGCACCCGCUUGCUUCACGAGUAUGAAGCAAAACAAAAACAAAAACACUCAUGAAUUUUUAUUCGCGAAGGACAAGUGGAAAUGCGGGAAUUGCGUUUUAGUGCGAUUUUAAUUGCAAAACAAGUAAUUAUCCAUCAUAUAGUAGUGUUUUGUGCUUUAUUGUUCCUGAAAAGUAAAUCUGUCGGCCGUGUAAAUUCAUUUUUUCACAAAAUUGAAAAAUGUUCAGAGUUGCUUCGCGAAUCAAUCACGAGUGCGACCAGCUUCGUUAGCUCGCGAGUGAAGGAAGUGCGAAUAUAUUCUGGCUUCUGUUGUUCACGAGUGGGAUAGCUUUGCGUUUGUGUCUGCUCAGCUGCAUUCCUCACUGUUUUCCAUCACUGAUGACAGGUUGAAUAAGGAGUAGAAAGUAAACAAGCGUGCGGUUAGCCAUCAGAGGUCCGAGUAAUUACUACAAAUUGACGACGAAAAUUGGAAUAAAGCCACAGUUAAAUCUAUUUGUUUGAUUGUUUUCUUUUAUUAAUUUGUCAAGGCAAACGAGGUGA